This is a messenger RNA of Aspergillus affinis, 246 nucleotides long. Its product is annotated as putative penicillin-binding protein. NCBI's taxonomy places the organism in Eukaryota, Fungi, Ascomycota, Eurotiomycetes, Eurotiales, Aspergillaceae. The record is from RefSeq and is a predicted model, not a curated record. The transcript has 2 exons. The coding region runs from base 1 to 246 and encodes 81 amino acids.
AUGGCAUCAAAGACCGAGGAUUUGAAUAAUCCUCUGGAUGAAGAGUUCGCAGCGCUGGUGAAGCAACCGCUGGAUAGAUGGCACGUCCCAGGAAUGGCAGUUGCAGUAGUCGACGGGGCCGACACUUGGACCGAGGGGUACGGCGGCCCGAUUGCCAGUCUCCGAGGUUACCCCGGACAUGUUGUUCUUUACCGGAAGCACGACCAAAGCCUUUACGGCUGCUGUGCUUUCGCUGCUGGUGGAUGA